Messenger RNA from Phascolarctos cinereus (koala), 4359 nucleotides. It is a transcript of the gene TLE4, whose product is annotated as TLE family member 4, transcriptional corepressor. The record is from RefSeq and is a predicted model, not a curated record. NCBI's taxonomy places the organism in Eukaryota, Metazoa, Chordata, Mammalia, Diprotodontia, Phascolarctidae. Gene Ontology annotation, cellular component: transcription regulator complex; nucleus. Gene Ontology annotation, molecular function: protein binding; transcription corepressor activity. Gene Ontology annotation, biological process: regulation of DNA-templated transcription; negative regulation of canonical Wnt signaling pathway.
CCGCUCCUUCAAAAGGAACGGACCCUCCGGAACGUGGGGACAGCAGCCUCCGAACGUUGCCGGGGGAGACAGUCUACCCUCGACAAUGACCGCCGGCCAGUGACAAGCCCCCCGUGGAAUGUUGGAGUGGUUCCGUUCUGCCGGGUACAGAGACGCCGUCGCCGCCGCCGCCGAGGGUUUCCUCCUCUUGUGUCACGCGAGACCCGGGGGCGGGGAGGGGGGCGCAGGGAUAGCCGCUGCCGCUGCCGCCGCCGGAGAGACGCUCCUCCGAGAGCCAGCCAGCCCCGCCGCCCGCCCGCCGGGUGCCCUCUCCUCCUCCUUGUUGCCAUUAAAACAAAUGAACCGAGCUGCUCUGCCCAGCGCCGCCAACUAAAUCGGUUUGGAUGAUUCGCGAUCUGAGCAAGAUGUACCCGCAGACCAGACACCCGGCACCGCAUCAGCCUGCUCAACCCUUUAAAUUUACAAUUUCCGAGUCCUGCGAUAGGAUUAAGGAAGAGUUUCAGUUUUUACAGGCUCAGUACCACAGUUUGAAACUGGAAUGUGAAAAACUGGCCAGUGAGAAGACCGAGAUGCAGCGGCAUUAUGUCAUGUACUAUGAAAUGUCCUACGGGUUGAAUAUAGAAAUGCAUAAGCAGGCAGAAAUUGUCAAGAGGCUGAAUGCUAUCUGUGCCCAAGUCAUUCCCUUCCUGUCCCAAGAGCACCAGCAACAAGUGGUGCAGGCUGUGGAACGUGCCAAGCAAGUGACCAUGGCAGAACUGAACGCAAUCAUUGGGCAGCAACAACUCCAGGCCCAGCAUUUAUCACAUGGACAUGGUCUGCCGGUGCCUCUCACUCCACACCCAUCAGGCCUUCAACCACCUGCCAUCCCACCAAUUGGUAGCAGUGCUGGCCUCCUGGCUCUCUCCAGCGCACUGGGCGGGCAGUCUCAUCUUCCAAUUAAAGAUGAAAAGAAGCACCAUGACAACGAUCACCAAAGAGACAGAGACUCCAUAAAGAGUUCUUCUGUCUCCCCAUCUGCCAGUUUCAGAACUGCAGAGAAGCACAGAAACUCAACAGACUAUUCAUCAGACAGCAAAAAACAGAAAACUGAAGAAAAGGAAAUAACAACUCGUUAUGACAGUGAUGGAGAGAAGAGUGAUGACAACUUGGUAGUUGAUGUUUCCAACGAGGAUCCCUCUUCCCCUCGAGGGAGCCCAGCACAUUCUCCAAGAGAGAAUGGCCUGGACAAGACCCGUCUGCUCAAGAAAGAUGCCCCAAUUAGUCCAGCUUCUAUUGCAUCUUCCAGCAGUACUCCUUCCUCAAAAUCCAAAGAACUUAGCCUUAAUGAAAAAUCUACUACUCCUGUUUCAAAAUCCAACACUCCCACUCCACGAACUGAUGCUCCGACCCCAGGCAGUAACUCUACUCCAGGAUUGAGGCCUGUGCCUGGAAAACCACCAGGUGUUGACCCAUUAGCUUCAGGCCUCAGAACCCCUAUGGCAGUCCCAUGUCCAUAUCCAGCUCCAUUUGGAAUUGUUCCACACGCUGGGAUGAAUGGGGAGCUGACCAGUCCAGGAGCUGCAUAUGCUGGGCUACAUAACAUCUCCCCUCAGAUGAGUGCAGCUGCAGCUGCUGCAGCUGCUGCCGCCGCCUAUGGAAGAUCUCCUGUGGUUGGUUUUGAUCCACACCAUCACAUGCGUGUGCCGAUUCCGCCAAACCUGACCGGCAUCCCUGGAGGAAAACCAGCAUAUUCCUUUCACGUUAGUGCAGAUGGUCAGAUGCAGCCCGUCCCUUUUCCCCCCGAUGCCCUUAUCGGACCUGGAAUCCCUCGACAUGCUCGUCAGAUCAACACCCUUAAUCAUGGAGAAGUGGUGUGUGCAGUUACUAUCAGCAACCCCACGAGACACGUGUACACUGGUGGGAAGGGAUGCGUCAAAGUCUGGGACAUCAGCCACCCAGGAAAUAAGAGUCCAGUCUCUCAGCUGGACUGCCUGAACAGAGAUAACUACAUCCGUUCCUGCAGAUUGCUCCCUGACGGCCGCACCCUGAUUGUAGGAGGGGAAGCUAGUACAUUAUCCAUUUGGGACCUGGCAGCUCCGACCCCACGCAUCAAAGCUGAGCUGACAUCCUCGGCUCCCGCCUGCUACGCCCUGGCGAUCAGCCCUGAUUCCAAGGUCUGCUUCUCCUGCUGCAGUGACGGGAACAUCGCAGUGUGGGAUCUGCACAAUCAGACAUUGGUCAGGCAAUUCCAAGGCCACACAGACGGAGCCAGCUGUAUUGACAUUUCGAAUGAUGGCACCAAGCUCUGGACAGGAGGUUUGGACAAUACAGUCAGGUCCUGGGACCUGAGAGAAGGGAGGCAGUUACAGCAACAUGACUUCACAUCGCAGAUCUUCUCUCUGGGAUAUUGUCCCACUGGAGAAUGGCUUGCAGUUGGGAUGGAGAACAGUAAUGUAGAGGUGCUACACGUUACCAAACCAGACAAAUACCAGUUACAUCUUCAUGAGAGCUGCGUGUUGUCACUUAAGUUUGCUCACUGUGGAAAAUGGUUUGUAAGCACUGGAAAGGAUAAUCUGCUCAAUGCGUGGAGAACCCCUUAUGGGGCUAGUAUAUUCCAGUCCAAAGAAUCCUCAUCAGUGCUUAGUUGUGACAUCUCUGUGGAUGAUAAGUAUAUUGUCACUGGCUCUGGGGACAAGAAGGCAACAGUCUAUGAAGUUAUUUAUUGAGGACAAAUCUUAAUGCAAACCGGACUCCUCCUUGUAGCACUUUGCUGUAUAAUCCUUUUUUUUUCUUCCCAAGCCAAGGAUUUAAAAUGUUCCUCACAGUUGUGGAGUUGAUUCCCUCCCCUCCCCCCACUUCCUCCUUGCUAUUGAAUUGUGAAUGCUCAUUAAGAACCUGUGAUACCAAAUCUUGAAAUAUCUACUUGGAAGAACUCGGAAUAAGCAUACUUAACAGUGAACUGAAUCUUUAAUUAUGUAUUAUAUCUGUAAUAUAUUUAUUUUGUUUAAAGAAGGCUUUCUAACAAUGAACUGACUAAAUAAAGCUGUCUGCUCCCGCCUUGGUAAUAAAGGUGCGUUGUACUUUGAUAUCCCCUUUUUCGUUUGGCAGGGGAGGGCAAAAGAACAUUUAAAAUGACCAGUUAGUAACUGUUGUAAGCAUAGACUGGUAGCUAUACAAAGACAUUGAAUGUUUAAUAUCAACAGGAAGCAAUAUGCUGCUUCUUUUUUUUUUUUUUAAACAAAUUUUGGAAAUUUGAUUAAAUAAAGAGAAAUUUCUAACUGAUGCCAUAUGCAUUUUGGUUAAUUUGGAAAGUUAAGCUUCUAGCUGUCUCAGUUAAAUAUACUCAAAGAAUGCUACCCUCUUAGAUACCUGAAGGUGUAGGAACCACUUCAGAACUGGUUGCUGUUUUUAGAACUUUCCUUUUAAUUAGUUUUAUUGACCAGGCAAUGGUCACUAUAUAACUUUUUUUUAAAUUUUUUUUUUUUGUAUUAUAGAAAGAUGAACAGUAAAUUGGCCUCAAAGAGACAACUUAAUCCCUCCUGGAUAUUUUUGCCACAUUUCUUUGAAAAGGGGAGAUGUGCAUCUUUGGGCAAUUUUGUGGUUACAAGAGAUUAUGGAAAACAUUUCGCAUGUUGUUUGGGAACUGCACAGGUGCACAGCUGUAGGAAAGGAAUUCCUACCACUGUGUAAGCCAAGCCUUUGACAAAGAAAGGACAACAGAGGAGGGAAGGAUUUGCAAGAAUCCCUCCUCCUGAAGAACAGGAAGAAUGGGCUCUCCCUUGAAAUGAGGACUUGCUCUACUGGCCAUCGGUUCUUUCCAUGUCUUAGUUGGAUGUCCCUGGAAUAGACACAAGGCUGUGUUGUGCCACCAUACCAGAGACAUUGUGUUAUCUUUUUAUGUUGUUGUUGUUGUUGCUGUUAAACCAUGAUCUGUGACUCCUUUUUUAUUAUUAUUAAUUAUUAUUAUUAUUAUUAUUAUUUGUUUGAAUGCUUUAUAAAUCUUUUAAGUCUGUGGAUCUGCUGAUGUACAGUGCCUUUGCUGCUAUGGAUCAAAAUCAAAAGAACCGUGUAGAUAAACUUUAUCGUAUAGGUAGAAAAUUACUUAAUUUCAUACUAGAAAUGGGUUGAUGCUGCAAAUUGAAAUGGACUGUUCAUUGAAGUUCCAAAUGUGGUAGCAGAAAAAAAAAUGGUGUCUUAAGUGCAUUGUGUUUGAUGUCAUUGACAGUUUCGUAAUACUCUACAGUGUAGAAAGAUUUUGAUACUAAACUGUGCAUUGUACAUAGUUCUAAUGCAUUGUAUUGACCACCAGUACUUCUAUAAUGGUAGAAUAUUGUUUGUGCAUUCAGACUUUUAAGCAUUAAACAUAAAUAACUUCUAGGA